This is a messenger RNA of Trichomonas vaginalis G3, 1296 nucleotides long. RefSeq names its product protein ubiquitination. The record is from RefSeq and is a predicted model, not a curated record. The transcript has a single exon. Lineage: Eukaryota; Parabasalia; Trichomonadida; Trichomonadidae. Bases 1 to 1296 code for a protein of 431 amino acids.
AUGAUUUCUUUGAGUUCUCAAGGACUUUCAUCAAUUAUGAAAUAUCCUUCUAAAGAAGUGAUUGCUAUUCAUGUCGGCUCAUCGAAAUAUGUUCUUCCAAAGUUGAUUGCUGUUUUUAUAUCACCUAUAAUUGCAGAAAAGAUCCGAGAAAAUCCUGACCUGAAUAAAUUCGAGUUAAAUAUUAACGAUGAACAGAAGAUAUUUAGACUUGUUGUUCAGCUUGCCUAUGGAAAUCAAGUGCAAUUCGAACCUCAUCAAUUACCAGUCUUAGAAGCAAUUGGAAAAGCAUUAGGAAAUCAAGAAUUAGUUAUACUGAGUCAGACAACUAAUACCAAAACGCAUGAAGACAUUAAUAUUCAAAAUGCUGUUACUAAGCUCAUAUCCAAGAAAAAACUUCGCGCUAAAUAUGAUUUCAUCAUCGAAUAUAUUGCAUUCCACUUCUCUGAUAUGUCUGAAAAAGAUUUAGAAAAACUUGAAAUUGAUGAUAUUCAGAAAAUCGUUUCACAUAGCAAGUUCAGGACAAAUUCAGAAAGUUCCUUAUUCAGAUUUAUCUUCGGUCUUUACAUGGAACACAAUGAUGAUCCAAGAUAUUCCGAAUUAUUUUCAAAAGUUCUUUUCGAAAAACUCGAUGAAGAAGAAAUGUCUGAUUUUGUUAAUAACUUCUCUUCAAAUCAAAUGACAGAUGGUAUUUGGCAAGCAAUUUCUCGAAGAUUAAUUUUGCCCGUAUCAGAACCAGAAAAAGAUAAUGAAUCAGCAACGCAAUCAAAAGCUUCAAGUAGAAAACCAUCUCCACCCAACGCCCGAAACUCCACAAAGCAACCAGUAAAGAUUAUUGAAUUUAAUGGCAAAGAUUUCUAUAAUGGAUGCUUCUCUACAUUACGAUCAAAGAAGAAACAUGUUCUACUAUCUUCUUCCAGUAUAAAUACAGGAACAAUCAGAUCCAUAAUAAAUCCAUCAAAUAAGACUAAUUAUUGGACGCAAAAUCAGCCUGAUAGUUGGAUAAAAGUUGAUUUGAAAAAGAAUAAAAUACAUCCUACAUCAUAUACAAUAAGAGGAAGAUAUGAUCAUGAUUUCAAUCAACCACAGAGUUGGAACUUCGAAGGAUUUGCAAAGGGUAAAUGGGAAAUAUUAGAUUCACACAUUAAUGAACCUCUCAGAAUUAAAGAACCUAAAAACUUCAAAUUAUCUGUAGAAGGUAAAUUUAAUUCAUUCAGAAUUAGACAGACUGGACCAAAUACUUAUGGAGACCUUGAUCUUGUUCUCAGUGCUUUUGAAGUUUUCGGUGAAAUAUAUUAA